Marmota flaviventris (yellow-bellied marmot) is the source of this 1160-nucleotide messenger RNA. RefSeq names its product mediator complex subunit 18 (gene Med18). Gene Ontology annotation, cellular component: mediator complex; core mediator complex. Gene Ontology annotation, biological process: regulation of transcription by RNA polymerase II; termination of RNA polymerase II transcription. Gene Ontology annotation, molecular function: transcription coregulator activity. The record is from RefSeq and is a predicted model, not a curated record. Lineage: Eukaryota; Metazoa; Chordata; Mammalia; Rodentia; Sciuridae.
AGGACGAUCUGUACUAUCAUUUUAUAAAAGAAUUUUAUGCUUCCGCGAGGCUCUCUCCUACUCGGCCGCAGGCUCUGCCACUGACUUGAUGCGUACUGUGACUUGCCUUGUAUCCCUCUCCGUGUCUCUGUGUCUAAUCUGUAAAAUGAAGGGAAGACAAGAUCCCUAAAGUCACUUUUCAGGUUUUCCGAAUGUAAUUGAAUGUCUGUUAUGUCUUUUGAGCCACGUAGUCCGGAGGGGUAUCCUGUGCCUUACCUUACUGGGUGCUCUGAGUCCAGUUCUGUAGUCUUCAAUUAAUCAGACAGACACCAUGGAGGCACCCCCAGUUACCAUGAUGCCUGUUACUGGGGGCACCAUUAACAUGAUGGAGUACCUGCUUCAGGGAAGUGUUUUAGACCACAGUUUGGAAAGCCUUAUCCACCGCCUUCGUGGUUUAUGUGACAACAUGGAACCUGAAACUUUCCUUGACCAUGAGAUGGUAUUCCUCCUGAAGGGCCAGCAAGCCAGCCCAUUUGUCCUGAGGGCCCGGCGCUCUAUGGAUAGAGCAGGGGCACCCUGGCAUCUGCGUUACCUGGGACAGCCAGAAAUGGGAGACAAGAACCGAUACGCUUUGGUGCGAAACUGUGUGGACAUUGCCACAUCUGAAAACCUCACAGAUUUCUUGAUGGAAAUGGGCUUCCGCAUGGACCAUGAGUUUGUUGCCAAGGGACACUUGUUUCGUAAGGGCAUUAUGAAGAUUAUGGUAUACAAGAUUUUCCGCAUCCUGGUGCCAGGGAACACAGACAGCACUGAAGCCUUGUCGCUCUCCUAUCUUGUGGAAUUAAGUGUUGUUGCACCAGCCGGGCAGGACGUGGUCUCUGAUGACAUGAGGAACUUUGCUGAGCAGCUGAAACCUCUGGUUCACCUGGAGAAAAUAGACCCCAAAAGGCUCAUGUGACUAAGACAGUCUGUCCUCAUAUGUUAGAAAAAAGAUGUUAUAAAUGCCCCAGUUUACCACUGCCAGCCAGGUGUUGCUCAGGAAGGACAGUGAGAAUUUGCUUGGUUCUUUGCAGUGUAUUCCUCGUGAGGUUUCACAUUCAUGGCAGCCUUUUUAUUUAAAAAUUUUUUUUUUUUAUUUUUUGGUACUUGGAACUGAACCUAGGGACGCUUAACCACUGAGC